AUGAGUUUCCUCGCCGAUUGGAUGCCGUUGGAACUCUUUAGCAGAGGAGUCGGUAUCAAAGAGGAGCCCAACGUUGGGGUCACCGAAGAGACGUGUCUGGAUAUUAAGGACGAACCACUGGAUUACGGAGAGGAAGCGGGGGAGGAAGAACGGCCAUUUGUGGCUGAGGACAGUGGGAGCAAGUGUUCAUCAGAUGGGAAUCAGGCGAUGUACAAGGAAAGUCCUGAGGGGGAUAUACAAACAAAAGUGGAAACAACAUUGAAACGUUAUGGAUGUGACGUGUGUGGCAAGAAAUUCUCUUCUCGGAGUAAGAUCGAAGAUCAUAUGAGAGUCCACACAAAGGAGAAGCCAUACAUGUGUGAUAUUUGCAAUAAGGCAUUUUUUCAGAAAAGAAAUCUAAUAAGGCACAUGACAGUGCAUUCAGUUAAGAAGCCCUUCAGAUGCGAUACUUGCAAUAAGGCCUUCAUAUGCAAAACUUCUCUUCUUAAUCAUAUUAGAAUACAUACAAAGAAGGUUUCCUUUGAUAUUUGCAACAAGGCUUUCACACAUAAGGAUCAUCUAGUAAGACAUACAAGACUACAUAUAAAAGAAAAGCCAUAUUCUUGUGAGAUUUGCAACAAGGCUUUCACACGAAAGGAUACAUUAGUGAGACAUAUAAGAGUACAUACAAAAGACAAGCCAUAUAGUUGUGAGAUUUGUAAGAAGGCUUUCACACAUAAGAAUAAUCUAGUGAGUCAUAUGAGAGUUCAUACAAAAGAAAAGCCUAUUCCUGUGAGAUUUGCAACAAGGCUUUCACACGAAAGUAUGAUCUAG
Molecule: messenger RNA, 813 nt
Organism: Penaeus vannamei (Pacific white shrimp)
Lineage: Eukaryota; Metazoa; Arthropoda; Malacostraca; Decapoda; Penaeidae
Source: RefSeq, a predicted model, not a curated record